Brassica napus (rape) is the source of this 1618-nucleotide messenger RNA. Its product is annotated as transcription factor bHLH25. The transcript has 4 exons. Bases 241 to 1089 code for a protein of 282 amino acids. Gene Ontology annotation, molecular function: protein dimerization activity. The record is from RefSeq and is a predicted model, not a curated record. Lineage: Eukaryota; Viridiplantae; Streptophyta; Magnoliopsida; Brassicales; Brassicaceae.
GACCAGCUGCUUCAAUGGAAACAGACAAAUGUCGGUCGAAUAAAGAAUGUGUAAAUUAAUCAUACACACUUAAUAAUUCCUUUCACGUUAAUUUUGAAUUUUAACCAGCACUAACUAAAAAAGUCUUACUGUGCUUUCUAUCUCUGACUUUGUUGGAAGUUUCAUACUAUAUAUGUUAUUGCAUAAUUAUACAUAAAGCCAAUUGUAUUAGCUCCAUCUUUUCAGGUAGCAUUGUCUCUGAUGGACAUUUCAUGCAACUCUGAAUAUAAUCAACUUGAAUAUCAAAUGAUGACGAACUUUCCUACACCCGAAGAGCUCAAUGAUAUUCUCUCUUUACCAUCUCUACAAACCAUGGAGCCCCAACUCUACAGCCAUCAGUCUCCAGUAGUAACCACGUUGAACGCAGAAGCUGCGAAACAACUCAAACAUAGAAGCUACAUGAAUACUACUACGAACCAAUGCUCAAGCGGGUUUGGUGAAUAUGGGGCUAUGGGAAACUUGCAGCCCAAGAAAGAGCAUACUGUAUUGGCUCAGAGGAACGUGUCACGUGGGGUUUCGCAAGCAAGAGACCACAUAAUGGCUGAACGAAGACGCCGAGAGAAGCUGAGUCAACGCUUCAUUGCUUUAUCUACCAUCGUCCCUGGACUCAAGAAGACGGACAAGGCAUCAGUGCUUGGGGGCACAAUAAAGUACCUGAAACAUUUGCAAGAUAGAGUUAGGUUUCUUGAGGAGCAAGCCAGUCAGAGAACCAUUGAGUCAGUAGUGUAUUUGAACAAGUCGAGGCUCUCGGUUGCGGAUACAGAGCUAGAAUGUAUUGCGUUGCCCGAGAUCGAAGCUAGAUCGUCUGGUAUAAAUGUUCUGAUAAGAGUUCACUGUGAAAGAAGGAAGGGGGUUGUUGAGAUCACUAUGGCUGAAAUUGAAAAGCUUAAACUGACCGUGAUAAACAGCAGUGUCAUCACUUUUGGAUCCAGUUCCCUUCAUCUCACCAUUAUUUCUCAGAUGGGCGAGGGAUUCAAUAUCACUACAAAGGAUGUUGUCACGAGCAUCAAAUCAAGCCUCGAAGCUUUUAUGAAUGCCAAUCUCGUCUGAGGAAAUAAUAUAAUUACAAUAAAAUUAUAUAAAAGCAUAUAUAACUAAGAUCUUACAAAUUGGAAGCUCCGGUAUAUUUUCACCACUAUAAGACCUUUUUCUCCCAAACUCUUUUAUCUUCUCGCAGUUCGAUUUUUUGGAGGGGUUUAUUCUUUUUUCCCUUUCCGUUUUAAGACUUCAAAACACAAAUGAGAAGAAGAAUGCCUAUUUUUGCAUCGGGUCUAAUAGAAAAAGACACCAUGUGUUUCCAAACUAUGAGUUUUCUUUCUUUUUCUUAAUCUGGUUUUGAAGUAUUUUACCUUAGUGUUGGGAAUGGUAUUUAUUAUCUUCUUGUGGUGAUGUGUUGUUUUGUUUGUGGAGUGGAUUUCAAUGGAACUUCGUAACUCUGUUUAAGUUAGUAAUGGUGUGGUGCCUACUUUUCUUCAUUCUUUUUCUAGAGUUUUUAAUAUAUUAUAUUCUGAUGUUGUUAUAAUAUUGUUUUCUUACGAACCGAUGUUAUUGUGGACAAUGAUAUUAUUUUUCUUACCGA